This is a messenger RNA of Sporothrix brasiliensis 5110, 1617 nucleotides long. Its product is annotated as MFS transporter, SP family, general alpha glucoside:H+ symporter. Gene Ontology annotation, biological process: carbohydrate transport; transmembrane transport. The record is from RefSeq and is a predicted model, not a curated record. The transcript is spliced from 2 exons. The coding region runs from base 1 to 1617 and encodes 538 amino acids. Gene Ontology annotation, molecular function: carbohydrate:proton symporter activity. Gene Ontology annotation, cellular component: membrane. Lineage: Eukaryota; Fungi; Ascomycota; Sordariomycetes; Ophiostomatales; Ophiostomataceae.
AUGAGCCAAAUCAACCCAGAGAAGCCGUCCGGCGUGGCGGAAAUCGAGGCCCAACCCGCCAGCAACCAGGGCCCCGUCUACGACAGCGAUGACAAGGUCGACUACAACCGCACCGGUGCCAUCGACGCCGAGCAGGCCGAGCAUGACAUGACCGUGCUGCAGGCCGUCCGGGCCUAUCCUGCCGCCAGUUUCUGGGCCUUUGUCAUGUCCUGCACGAUUAUCAUGGAGUCGUACUGUGUGUUCCUGAUGGGCCAGUUCGUCGCCACCGAACGUUUCAAGGAGGACUUUGGUAUCAAGAGUACCGUCACUGGCAAAUGGAUCAUCACCGCGUCCUGGCAGUCUGCCUUCCAGUGCAGUGGUCCUGUUGGCGCCUUCAUCGGUGUGUUCAUCGCCGGUCCCAUCACCUCCUGGAUCGGCUACCGCUGGGCCACCAUUGGCGGCCUCAUGUUCCUCAAUGCCUUCAUCUUCAUCUUCUACUUUGGCACCAGCAACGGCAUGUUCUUCGCCGCCCAGAUCCUCGAGGGCAUUCCCUGGGGUGUUUUCAUCGCCAACGCCCCCGCCUACUGUGCCGAGAUUGUGCCCCUGCGCCUCCGUGCCCCUGCCACCCAGAUGCUGCAGCUCUUCUGGGCCGUCGGCUCCAUCAUCGUCGGUGGCAUCACCUACCACUACCAGUCCUAUGACAACUCGGACUCCUACCGCAUCCCCAUUGCCCUGCAGUGGAUGUUCCCUACCCCGCUGGCCAUCCUGUUGUUCAUCGCCCCCGAGUCGCCCUGGUGGCUCGUGCGCAAGGACCGUCUCGAGGAGGCCGUCAAGGUCGUCCGCCGUCUCGGCCGUGUCAGCGCCAACGAGAACCCCGAGGACGCCGUCGCCAUGAUGAAGCGCACGAUUGAGCUCGAGAAGACCGAGGCCAAGCCCACCCUGGUUGAGCUCUGGAAGGGCACCGAUCUGUACCGCACCCUGAUUGUCUGCGGUGUCUACGCCUCCCAGAACCUGACGGGCAACCUGAUUGCCAACCAGGCCGUCUUCUUCUUCCAGCAGGCCGGCAUGGCCGACAACACCGCCUUCGCCCUCGGUCUCAUCACCUCCGCCCUCCAGUGGAUCUUUGUCAUGCUUUCGUGGAUCCUGACCACUUACCUCGGCCGCCGCACCAUUUACGUCUACGGCCAGUUCAUCAACUGCGCCUUCCUCGUGGCGCUCGGUAUUGCUGGCUCGGUCGGCACCAGCAACGCCAUCAGUAACGCCCAGGCCUCGCUCGGUCUGAUUGUGUCCGUGCUCUUCUGCUUGGGCCCUGCACCGGCCUCGUGGGUCAUCAUCGGUGAGACGCCGUCCGUUCGUCUCCGACCCCUCACCACCGGUAUCGGCCGUGGCGCCUACUACGUCGUCAACAUCCCCUGCAUCUUCCUGGCCAGCUACAUGCUCAACACCGACAAGUGGAACAUUGGCGCCAAGUCGGGCUACGUCUGGGCCGGCACUGCCCUGUUCUGCAGCGUCAUGUCGUGGCUCUACGUUCCGGAGAUGAAGGAUCGCUCGUUCCGUGAGAUUGACAUUCUCUUCCAGCGCAAGGUCCCUGCGCGCAAGUGGAAGCAGACGAUUGUCGACAUUAACGACGACGAGUAA